AUAAAUACACAUCAAUCUCCAUCACCUUAUUUUCACCACCAUCUUUUUUAUUUCUUCUAUAAUGGAUCCUUCAUGCACUACUACUACCACUACUGUUAAUGGCUUUUACAAUUUUCUCGCAAGAGGACUUGAUGAUCUUGAUCAAUCUUUUCUCUCUAAUAAUUUCAUGUCAAUUCAAUUUCUUCAGUCUGUUCUUUCUUCUCUUCAAUCUUUUCACUCCCAACUAACCAAUUUGGUUCAGAGACUUCAUCUUCCAAUUGGUGAAAAAUGGCUUGAUGAGUACAUGGAUGAAAGUUCUAGGCUAUGGGAAGCUUGUCUUGUGCUUAAAUCUGGAGUUUCAGGAAUGGAGAAUUAUUAUUCUUCUGGUGCUAAUUUAGCUUCUUCUCUUGAUGGGUUCCAUCGUUUGAAUCCUCAAGUUUCGCGCCAGGUUAUGAGAGCAAUGAUGGGUUGUCAAAGAGAGAUUCUAGUGUUAGAAGAGGAUAAUAGGAGCUUAAUGGAAACAAGAGUUAGGGCAUUAUCACUACAAUGUGAUAAUGAAAAUGUAACAAUGGAGUCAAAGAUGAAUGGGUACAAUGGAUUUAGAGGAGUCCUUUAUGCAAUGAGAAAUGUUACCUCAUUACUUCUAAUGAUAUUACUUGAAGGGGUAGUCUAUUGUUGGCCAGAAUCAAGUUUUUGCCAAGGAGGAGAAGGGUAUGAAGGUAAUAAUAACACAAUAUUUGGAUCAUCAUAUAUAGAAUCAAUGGGAAGAUUACAAGAAAGAGUGGCAAAUGAAAUGGAGCAAAUGGGUGGGCAAAAUGGAAUAAUGCUUUAUGAAUUUAGACAAGCUAAAAUGGCAAUGGAAGAGCUAAAAGUAGAAAUGGGGACUAAAAUGGAGUAUGAAUCAGAAAUAGGGAUUGAUCAAGACAAAGUUGACAAUUUGAAGGGUUGUUUUGGGUUGUUGAAAUGUGGGGUUGAGACUAUAAUUGGGCAGCUUGAUGAUUUCUUUGAUGAAAUUGUUGAUGGUAGAAAGACACUUUUGGACAUGUGUAGCCAUAGGUAGAUCUAUAAAAGCUUGUUUAAACAAACUGCAAAAAAUUCAGUAGUAGAGCUAAUUAUAUUGUGGAAUUAUUACCACUUUUUAUUCUUUUUGCAAGUUUAUGUAAGUUUCCUUUUCCUUU
This is a messenger RNA of Mercurialis annua (annual mercury), 1157 nucleotides long. RefSeq lists its product as uncharacterized. The record is from RefSeq and is a predicted model, not a curated record. Lineage: Eukaryota; Viridiplantae; Streptophyta; Magnoliopsida; Malpighiales; Euphorbiaceae. The coding region runs from base 62 to 1039 and encodes 325 amino acids. The transcript has 2 exons.